Messenger RNA from Dermacentor silvarum, 1261 nucleotides. RefSeq lists its product as uncharacterized. Bases 164 to 1261 code for a protein of 365 amino acids. The transcript has 2 exons. The record is from RefSeq and is a predicted model, not a curated record. NCBI's taxonomy places the organism in Eukaryota, Metazoa, Arthropoda, Arachnida, Ixodida, Ixodidae.
CCAAUUUUUUGCAAGCUGGACACAGGCGCAACCUGCUCAAUUAUCGCGCGCAGCCAGCUGCAGAAAAUAACAAACAAGCAGCCACACGACUGUAACGUAGUUUUAAACACGUUCUUUGGCUUCCAGAAAAAAAGCAACGAAACAAGUUCGUCUCGAAGUUGCAAUGAGAGAAAGCAAGAUUCAGACAGACUUUUUUGUUGUAGAGGACGAGGUUGCCGUGACGUUGAGCGGCGCAGUUGCUGAAGAGUUGGGCUUACUAAAAAGAGUCUCUUAUGUCGAGCAACUAGAGCUUUACGAUGCUGCGAAACCUUACAAAGACGUUUUCGAGGGCCUAGGUCAAUUGGAGGGUAUGGUUUACCACCUGAAGCUCAAGCCUGGUUCCCAGGGAGCAGUGAAACCAGCACGGCGGAUUCCAAUAGCAUUGCAAAGCAAGGUGAAAGCAGAGCUGGAUCGCAUGGAGACAUCGGGAGUGAUCGCGCAAGUGACAGAGCCGACGGAGUGGGCCAGCAACAUGGUCGUCGUCACUAAAGGAGAGAAGGUACGAAUUUGUUUAGACCCUUCUGAUCUGAACAAAGCGCUGCUUCGCGAGCACUAUCCAAUGCCAACAUUGGAAGACAUAGCACCUUCGAUCAGUGGCGCGCAGUACUUUACAACUUUGGACGCAGCCUCCGGUUUCUGGCAAAUCAAGCUAGAUGAAGAAAGCUCCAAAAUCUGCACAAUGAGCACUCCCUAUGGCCGUUACAGGCGAGGACGCUGCUACCAGUCACAGAAAGCCACCUGCGACCGCAAACCAUACCCCCUCAAGACGUGCAACGGAGGCUCCACGACAUCAGGACUAAACAACGCUCCUUCUACAACCGAGGCACAAGGUCUCUACCAGAUCUUCCUAAUGGCUCCCGCGUCACAGUGUACAGCGUGCCAUCAAAAACCUGGUCCCCUGCUACAGUUGUCAAGCCUGCCAACAGCCCGAGAGCCUACAUUAUCGAGACCGAAGAAGGGCUCCAGUUGCAGCGCACCAGGGAACACCUCCGUCUGGCACCCACUCCUGCGGCAGACUCAUUGGCGCCCACACAUGAACAUCGACUCACAGUGGGAACCACAGAGCCACAACUGCGUAGAAGCGAACGCAACCGCCGACCACCACGAAGAUACCCGAUGCCAGAACUUCCGUGAUUUUGAUUUAAUAAAAAAAAAAGGGGGAGAUGUGACGCAGUGCACUGUCAUGCACACGCGCACUCAGUUGGCUGCAACGCCCCUUUGA